AAUGAGUUUUAAAAAAGGAGACUUUCGUCAUGAUUUUGAAGUUAUUUGUCCAUAUAAUAAGAAACAUUAAAUGCCAUUUAGUAAAUUAUGGUUUCAUAUAACUAAAGGUUGUAAAGAUAAAAGAGAAAAAGGUAUUAUUUUACAAUAUAAAUUAGGACAUAAAUAUGAUACUUGUCCAUAUAAUUGUUUGCAUAUUGUUCUUAAAUCUAAAAUGGAGAAUCAUAUUGCUUAAUGUAGAUAUAAUUAAUUGGAUUCAAAAAAAGCAGAAGAUGCUGAUUUAUUUAAAGAAAUGUAACUCAUUGCUGCUCAAUAAUUUGGAAACAAUAUUCCUUAAAGAAAUAAUAAUUAAAUCUAAUAAUAAUAAUAAAAUAAGUAAAAUAAUAAUCCUCAACAUGAAAUCCCAGAAUGGAGAAAGAUUUUUGAUGGAUAAAGUGAAAUAGAUGAAGAUGAUAUUAAAGAAAUUAAUGAAAUAAGCUAUUAAAAUUAUGAUGAUGAAUCUGAGAAUUCUUUUAAAAUAAAUUAAGGAUUAUCUAGUUCUUCUAAAAGUUUUUAGUCUUCUGCCGCAAAAGAAAAGUCAUAAAAUGAUGAUCAUGAUAGUUAUUAUUAUUGA
Paramecium pentaurelia is the source of this 610-nucleotide messenger RNA. The record is from the annotation of a GenBank genome assembly. NCBI's taxonomy places the organism in Eukaryota, Ciliophora, Oligohymenophorea, Peniculida, Parameciidae.